AUGUCCAGCGCCAGACUCCUAAACGUGGCCGCAUCCGGCGUCAGCGCGGUCUCUAAGCGCGCGACGGUGUCGGCGUCGGCAACGCCGUCGUGCACGGCGCGCGACCCGUUCACCGCCUCCGCGCCCAUCGCGAGCGUCUCCUCCUCGCUCGCCGGCACCUCCCUCCGCCGCCACGCCGCCGCGCAGUCCCUCUCCGCUUCCCCCAAGGCCGCCGCCGGAAAGUCCCGCGGAGGCGCGCUGGGCGCCACGUGUCAAGAGAAGAUCCUGGUGGCGAAUCGCGGCGAGAUCGCGGUGCGCGUGAUCCGGUCGGCGCACGAGCUGGGCAUCCCGUGCGUGGCGGUCUACUCCACCAUCGACCGCAACUCGCUGCACGUCGAGCUCGCCGACGAGGCCGUCUGCAUCGGCGAGGCUCCCUCCGCGCAGUCGUACCUGAACAUUCCGAACCUGGUGGCGGCGGCGGUGAGCACGGGGUGCACGAUGGUGCAUCCGGGGUACGGCUUCCUGGCCGAGAACGCCACGUUCGUCGAGAUCUGCACCGACCACGGCCUCAACUUCAUCGGCCCCAAGCCCAACAGCAUCCGCCUGAUGGGCGACAAGGCGACGGCGCGCGAGACCAUGCGACGAGCCAACGUGCCAACCGUGCCCGGCAGUGAAGGGCUGAUCGACACGGUGGAGGAGGCGUUGUCGGUGGCGGACGGCAUGGGGUACCCGGUGAUGAUCAAGGCCACGGCGGGCGGCGGAGGCCGCGGCAUGCGCCUCGUGCUGCAGCGGGAGGACUUCGUCAAGCUCUACCAGCAAGCGCGGCAGGAGGCGGGGGCGGCGUUCGGCAACGACGGCGUGUACCUGGAGAAGGCCAUCGUGCGCCCGCGCCACGUCGAGUUCCAGGUGCUGGCGGACAAGUACGGCAACGCCAUCCACCUGUUCGAGCGCGACUGCUCCAUCCAGCGGCGCAAUCAGAAGCUGGUAGAGGAGGGCCCGUCCCCUGCGCUGACCCCCGCCAUCCGCCAGGCGAUGGGCGACGCGGCGGUGGCGGCGGCCAAGAGCAUUGGGUAUGUGGGCGUGGGCACGGUGGAGUUCCUGCUGGCUGAGACGGGCGAGUUCUACUUCAUGGAGAUGAACACCCGUAUUCAGGUGGAGCACCCGGUGACGGAGAUGAUCACCUCGGUGGAUCUGAUAGAGGAGCAGAUCCGAGUGGCGAUGGGCGAGAAGCUGCGCUACAAGCAGGAGGACAUCACGGUGCGCGGGCACGCCAUCGAGUGCCGCAUCAACGCCGAGGACCCCUUCCAGAACUUCCGCCCUGGGCCUGGACGCAUCACCGCGUACCUGCCGCCCGGGGGGCCGUUUGUGCGCAUGGACAGCCACAUCUACAAUGACUACCUCGUGCCGCCGUCGUACGACUCGCUUCUUGGCAAGCUCAUUGUAUGGGCGCCCACGCGUGAGAGGGCCAUUGAGAGGAUGAAGAGAGCACUGCACGACACCAUCAUCUCCGGCGUGCCCACGACCAUCGACUUCCACAAGCUCAUAUUGGACGUGCCCGAGUUCAAGGACGGCAAGGUGGACACCAGCUUCAUCGCCAAGCACGAGGAGGAGCUCUCUGUUCCGCCCACGGGCAAGAAGGUGCAGCUGGGCUCAAAGAGCAAGCCCAAGGCUCUUGCCUAG
Closterium sp. Yama58-4 is the source of this 1659-nucleotide messenger RNA. NCBI's taxonomy places the organism in Eukaryota, Viridiplantae, Streptophyta, Zygnematophyceae, Desmidiales, Closteriaceae. The record is from the annotation of a GenBank genome assembly.